Messenger RNA from Pistacia vera, 501 nucleotides. RefSeq lists its product as uncharacterized. Lineage: Eukaryota; Viridiplantae; Streptophyta; Magnoliopsida; Sapindales; Anacardiaceae. The record is from RefSeq and is a predicted model, not a curated record. The coding region runs from base 1 to 501 and encodes 166 amino acids. The transcript has a single exon.
AUGAAAAAUCUCCUCUCAGCCAGAAGCAGUAAAAAAUAUUGUCGCUAUCACCGGGAUAACGGGCACCACACCGAUGAAUAUCGGGUCUUCAAGCAAGCAAUUGAGCACCUCAUUAAACAGGGGCACUUUAAAGAGUACGUCGAUGACUCUACUCCCGUUUGGGAGAAAAAUCAAAAGGAACUAGGCAAUAAGCGUCGUGGUCACAAGGGUCUAUAUAGUAUAGGGAUCAUCUUUGGGGGACUGCACCUCACGGGGAAUUCGCGAGGUGCCCAUGAAAGGUAUGCUUGCGCGGCCCGUCAUGACCCCAUAAGUGUGAUGAGCAUGACACCUCGACCAGCAAAGGUUCGCAGAAAGGAGGAAAUCACCUUCUAUGAGAAAGACGCAGUACGAUUGCAUCAUCCCCAUGACGAUGCUCUCGUCAUCACGCUCGAAAUAGGGCAGUGUGAGGUUCACCGAAUGCUGGUGGACAAUGAAAGCGUCGUGAACAUCUUGUUCCAGUGA